CAGAACAUCACUCGACAAUCAUACCACCACGCAAUGAUUGUACGGCAGCUUUGCUUGCGGCAGAGCCGCAAUGCCGCCUUCGUUAUCCAGACACCUCGCAGACUCGCCCGGUUUUCGUCGAUCGACACACCGACAACAACAACUACAACUGCUACAACGUUAGAGCCUCUGGUGCAGGAUGAACUUCGUGAUCCGAUAGAAAAUAUUGCAUCCAAUGAAGCAACAAGCCUGGAGUCGAGCGAGACUGCUGGCUCCCAUCACAAGAAUUUCUGGAAAGGUGUUAAGCAAUAUCAAAAAUUAAAAAACAUCGGCACCACAAUUUCCGGGGCAUACAAACCAGAAAGCCUCCUGAAAAACCCGCCCAAGGCCUCCGACAUCACCCUCGAGAUGCUCCUCGCCGCGCAAUCUCACCUCGGACACACGACAUCACGCUGGAACCCACAGAACACGCGGUACAUUUUCGGCGUCCGUGAAGGCAUCCACAUCAUCUCGCUCGACGUCACAGCGGCACAUCUGCGCCGCGCCGCCAAGGUCGUCCAAGAGGUGGCCCGACGCGGCGGCAUCAUUUUGUUUGUUGGCACGCGUGACGGCCAGAAACGAAGCGUCGUCCGCGCGGCCGAGCUCGCCAAGGGAUACCAUGUUUUCGAGCGCUGGAUCCCGGGCAGUCUGACCAACAGCCAGCAGAUUUUGGGCGAGUGUGCGGUCAAAGUCGUCAAUGCGGUGGAUGAGGAGCUGCCCCAUUACACUAAGCGCAUUGCCCUGCCUAGAGCAUUGAAGCCGGAUUUGGUGGUCUGCUUUAACCCCGUGGAGAAUGAUGUGUUGCUGCAUGAGUGUGGGCUGAACAAUAUCCCUACCAUCGGCAUCAUCGACACAGACGCUGAUCCGACCCGAGUUACAUAUCCCAUCCCGGCAAACGACGACAGCAUAUCGUGUCUGGAAGUCAUUGCCGGCGUGCUAGGUAAGGCUGGUGAAGAAGGCCAAAGGCAGAGAUUAAACGACGCAGCUCGCGGUGUUUUGACGUACGAGCCUCUUAAAGAAGAGCAGUAUUUUAAGCAAGCCGAGCCUGAUGCUUGAACAUUGUUUUGUUGUAUUUAAUGUACUAUUAUUAUUUAUUCUGUACUCAAAUCUAUGCCUAUACUUCCAAUCCACCCAGAACAUAC
Molecule: messenger RNA, 1160 nt
Organism: Talaromyces proteolyticus
Lineage: Eukaryota; Fungi; Ascomycota; Eurotiomycetes; Eurotiales; Trichocomaceae
Product: putative 40S ribosomal protein S2
Exons: 3
Coding region: 34-1074 (346 amino acids)
Biological process (GO): translation
Cellular component (GO): mitochondrial small ribosomal subunit; ribosome
Molecular function (GO): structural constituent of ribosome
Source: RefSeq, a predicted model, not a curated record